This is a messenger RNA of Phragmites australis (common reed), 990 nucleotides long. RefSeq lists its product as uncharacterized. Gene Ontology annotation, molecular function: 2 iron, 2 sulfur cluster binding. Lineage: Eukaryota; Viridiplantae; Streptophyta; Magnoliopsida; Poales; Poaceae. Gene Ontology annotation, cellular component: mitochondrion. Gene Ontology annotation, biological process: P450-containing electron transport chain. The record is from RefSeq and is a predicted model, not a curated record. Bases 209 to 754 code for a protein of 181 amino acids. The transcript is spliced from 7 exons.
UCAGCCCAGUACGAGCAAUCACCUUCUCUUCGUCCCGCACACCCGUGGUCCGGCGAAACUCCUAUGCCCAACGCAACGCAGCCGUCGCUCGAUUGCCUUCUCCUCCUCCGGCAAGCGCCGCUGACCCACCCCGAAUUCUCAGGAGCAUCCUGCUUGCCUCUGCUUCCACCGCGUUUACUUCUGGGUUUCUCUGCGGAUCCAUCCAGGCAUGCUGUCGAGGAUCUCCGGCGUCGGCCUCCGGGCCCUGAGCCAGGCGGCGAGACGAGGUCAAAAUCCAGUUACUACAAGGAGCCACGAAGUAGAAUCCAUUAGCUCUUGUACUAUCCGUGUGGGGAGGAAUUUCUUCUGCUCUGCCACAAAUGGUACAGCCAGUGACAGUAACAAGGAACCGGAAGCUAAAAUAUCUGUUACUUUUGUUGAUAAGGAUGGUGAGGAAAAGCUUGUUAAAGUUCCCAUUGGAAUGUCAAUGCUAGAGGCUGCUCAUGAGAAUGACAUAGAACUUGAAGGAGCAUGUGAGGGCUCUCUUGCGUGUUCAACAUGCCAUGUGAUUGUAACGGAUGUAAACUACUACAACAAAUUGGAAGAUCCUGUGGAUGAAGAAAAUGAUAUGCUGGACCUUGCUUUUGGGCUUACGGAGAAAUCUCGCCUUGGUUGCCAAGUAAUUGCAAGCCCUGAGCUUGAUGGCAUGCGCUUGGCACUGCCAGUAGCAACCAGAAAUUUUGCUGUUGAUGGGUAUGUUGUGAAAUCACACUGACUACAGCCCUAAGAUCAUGAAAGUCACAUGGAUACCCGCUCAGUUUAACAGAAUAUGAGAUACAUUGUUUGUUAUGUUCAUCUUGCCAUAGCUUCAAUUUCGAAUUUCCCCAUUAAUCUGGUUCCUUCUCUAAUUUUGGUGAGAUGGAAAAUCUGGCAGCUUGCUUUGUCAAAUGAUAUUGUAAAAUUUAUUAGUAAAUGCAUUGGUUAUUUACUAUUUUAGUAACUUGAGCUUGA